GAAGACAGAGUGCGUCUGCAACGGUAUUACGGUAGUAUCACUUAUGGAUUGCUUCAUCCAUGAAGGUGAUACCACAGAUAGGUAUGUAUAUUAGGGUGGAGUGAAACAUAUAAAAAAAUUUUUUUUUGCUCAUUUCAACACUCCUGUCUUAUUAAUCGGUGACCAUAUGUAAAAACUUUAUUUGUGCAAAAAAUCAAAGGUCUAAUACUUUAUUUUCAGGUGGCGCAUCGAGAAAAUAGUUCCUAAAAAACUAAUAUUUUUACUUGUAAGCCUACCCUCAAAAAAGAGUUAUUCUUACAUGCUUUGCUUACAAAUCUAAGUAUAUCUAAGUAUUAUUUCGUACGCAAAUAUCGUUUUGUUUUAUAAAACUAGUAUAUGGUUUAGAAAUAGUGCCAAAGUUAAGUAAAUUUCAAUAAAAAAAAUGCCUAAAACGCGUAAAGAUUUGCGGUGUCCUUUAUUUGGUGAUCCGAUCAAAUUCAGUAAUAAUAUGUUACCUACAUAUUGUGAUGUGAUUAAACACUACUUAUGGAUAAGAAAGGAAAUUUUAGAGUUGAAUAAUGGAAAGGACCCUUCAGUCAAAGAUAUAUGUGAAAUUAUUGCUUCCGAAAUUGAAGCAAUCUGGAGUAGAGCAUCUAUACCUACAAUUACACAUCAACAAGUCGUAUCUAGGCUGAUUUCGUAUUAUCAAAAGUACAAGAAUGUGAAAAAGUUACGUAAUGAUUCCAAAAAGCAGAUAUUCUACAAAGAUUCAAUAAAUAAAUUGUUUGAUAUCGCAACAUGUAAAUGUAUAUCUCGAGAACUAUGCAAAUGUGUGACUAAAGUACCCGCUGCUGAGGAAAACUUUUUAAAAGAUCAACGAAAUGAGCGCAAAAUGUAUAUUGGUUCUGUGGAUAAGGUGACAACUCAAUCUUUGCGACGUCGUGAAAUUAGGAAACGAAAAUAUGAAGAGUUUGCUGCAAAAUGUAACGUCACUCCAAGUACAUCAUCGUCUGCCCCAGGUAUAGUUUGGACGUCUGAUAGUUGUUCUGCUUCAACGUCAGAUGAGGACGAUGAAUUUCGUACUGCAGAAUUAGUUUCUAAACCAUCCCUUAAAAAAACUCAACAGAUGAGAGAUGAGCUGAAAAAUCUUGCUACAACGUGUGAUAGAACUGGAGUUUCUGAUCGAUGUGCAGGAUUAAUUGUAAAUGCUGCUUUACUUGACUUAAAUGUUAUCAGUACUGAGAACUCAUCAAAAGUAGUAGACCGAAGCAAAAUACGCAGAGAAAGACAAAAGAUUCGUAAAGAAUUGCAAUCUGUAGAAAAACAUGAACCUUUAACGGCUAUUUAUUUUGAUGGUCGUAAGGACAAAACUUUGACUAUAACUAAGGCUGAUAAUAUAUCUCAAAGGAAGAUUAUAGUUGAGAAACAUAUCUCAAUCAUAUCAGAACCCAGUUCUGAAUACAUCGGUCAUCUUUCUGUUGAGUCGGGUAAAGCGGCUGAUAUUGAGAAAAGUAUUAUCGAAUUUCUUGAAAAUAAAUAUGAAUUUCGUUAUUCUUUGGUGGCAAUUGGAUGCGAUGGUACCGUUGUUAAUACUGGUCGAAAAAAUGGAGUCAUUGUUUUAUUAGAAAAACAUCUAAAGCGGCCUUUGCAAUGGUUUGUGUGCUUGUUACAUGCAAAUGAAUUACCACUUCGGCAUUUGUUCUCCGGUCUUGACGGCACUACUACAGGCCCGAAUACUUUUUCUGGCAGGUUAGGAAAACAGCUUGAUAAGUGUCUUGACUUGAAAAUAGUAGCAUUCGAACCCAUCUCCACCAAAUUGCCGGAUCUGAAUAUUGAAUUGUUGAGCACCGAUCAAAAAUACCUUUAUCAGAUGUGUUGUGCUAUUUCUUCUGGUACAGUUUCACCAAACUUAGCCAAUAAAGACCCAGGAAAACUAGCUCAUUCUCGAUGGUUAACUUGCGCUAACAGGAUUCUUCGUUUGUAUAUUGGUACAGCUAAACCGACAAAAAAUUUGAAAGAACUGGCGACUUUCGUCAUGAAAGUAUACGCACCAAACUGGUUUGAUAUCAAAUCAAAAUCCUCUUGUACUUUUGGUCCGAUUCACAUCUUUAAUAUGGUUAAAAGAAGUAUGUAUUUGCAAGAUGAUUUAAAAAGUAUUGUCUUAAAUACUAUUAAAAGAAAUGCUUUCUUCAUACACCCCGAAAAUCUAUUGCUGGCUAUGUUACAAGAUGAUAUUCAACAAGUACGAGAGAUGGCUCUUCGGAGAAUUUUAAAGGCAAGAAAAGAGCCCAAAGGCAAGAAAGUUCGUGAAUUCCAGUUACCAGAGCUAAAAAUAGAUGCGAAAAAUUAUUAUGAUUUAAUAGAAUGGGCGAAAGAGAAGAUAACAGAACCUCCUAUAACAAUGAAAUACAACGAUUCGGAAAUUACUACAAAAAUUGCAACUGGAGGUAAAUUGUUUGAUAUUGAAAAGUACCCUUGCCAUACUCAAGCAGUCGAAAGGUGUGUCAAACUUGUAACUGAAGCUUCGGCAUCUGUUUGUGGACCCGAUGCUAGAGAUGGUUUUAUUCGUACUAGAAUAAAAUCCAGGCAAGAAAUACCUAUUUUUGACACCAAAUCUCAGUAUUUCCGUCAAAAAGAAGACACUGGGACUUCUAAUACUGAACAUUAAAAAAUAAUUUUUAUGGUAACUUCAUAUAGUAAUUCAUGAUGCUAGUAGUUUUGAGUAGAAAUUCAGUAAAAUAUACGAUAAUAUUAUCAGAAAUAAAUGUUUAUUUGUAACUCUUUUUGUUUUCUUAUUUAUCUACCGUCAUACCUAAUGCGCCACCUCAAGAUAUUGAGUUAGAAAGCUGUAACUUUGCAUAAAUAUUUGCAUUACUAUGGAUCACUGUUUGAGAAGGCAGGAAACUUAAAAUUAAGAGAAAAAAAAAAUUCACUCCACCCUAAUGUAUAUUAUAGUAAAUCUAGGUACCACCAAGUUUGCAUGAUAACUACUGCCCUGUGCUACUGCCCGCUGAAGGUAUGCUGCAAACAAAGACUUCAAAGUAUUUAUUUAUUUAUUUAUUCAAUUGUUGGAAGACUUACAGCUAUACAAAGAAAAAUUUUAUAAAACUAUAGCUUUUGCCCGCGACUUCGUCCGCGUGAUAUAAUUACUUUUUAUCAUAUUUUCCAAAAAUGCUGUUGUUUUUAGAGCUGAUGAUGAAAUUAACUUGAUGUUUAAGUUCGAAGAUAGUACAACA
This is a messenger RNA of Diatraea saccharalis (sugarcane borer), 3215 nucleotides long. NCBI's taxonomy places the organism in Eukaryota, Metazoa, Arthropoda, Insecta, Lepidoptera, Crambidae. The record is from the annotation of a GenBank genome assembly.